UUCUAACGACUGUGUGGUCUAUAUUUGUUUCUAAUUCGAAAAUUAUCAUAAAAAGAGAACAGAAUAUGAAUCGAUAUUUCUCAAACUUUCCCUUGUUUCUAUCUCACUUGAAGAAUGGAAAUGGGCUGUGUUUGCCUCCAAUUCUCAUCUCAAUCUUCGUCUUCCAUCGUUCUAAAGAGUACUACAACAUCACCAUCGCCCAUUGGUCGAAGGAAGUUCUUGGUACCAUCUAUAAUUUCUAAUCCGUUCCUCCAAGUUUUCGGCGGAAAUCACUCUUUGAUCCAUUUAAACAUCUCAAAAUCCUGCUCUGUGAGACUGUCACCCAAACCCAUUUCUUCGGAGGCUUGGGAUUUUGGUAGGUUUUUGAGAACGUUGUACUAUUUCAACGGACCUCCAUCUCCUGCUAAGUUUUUUGAGUCUCUGAUUGCUAAAUUGUCGGGUCCAUCUACGAACAAACCUGUUGAAGAAAUGGAAACUUCUGGAUUCAUUCUUGUAGCUGGAGCAACGGGUGGUGUUGGUAGAAGGGUUGUUGAUAUCUUGAGGAAAAAAGGGUUGCCUGUUCGAGCUUUGGUUAGAAAUGAAGAGAAAGCAAGAAAGAUGCUAGGCCCUGAUAUUGACUUGAUUGUUGGGGAUGUUACAAAGGGGAGCACUUUGGCACCUCAUAACUUUAAGGGAGUGAGGAAAGUUAUUAAUGCUGUCUCCGUCAUUGUUGGGCCAAAGGAAGGAGACACUCCAGACAGAGCAAAGUAUAGCCAAGGAGUCAAGUUCUUUGAACCCGAGAUCAAAGGUGAUUCACCAGAAUUGGUGGAGUUUAUUGGAAUGCAAAAUUUGAUCAAUGCUGUGAAAGCUAGCGUUGGACUCCGAGAUGGGAAGUUACUUUUUGGAUUUGAAGGCAAUAAUCUCAAAGAAAUUCCUUGGGGUGCUUUAGAUGACGUUGUAAUGGGUGGAGUGAGUGAAAGUUCAUUUCAAAUUGACUUCAAAGGUGGCGAAAAUGGUGGACCAACUGGAGUUUUUAAAGGUGUUCUUUCAACUGCAAACAAUGGUGGCUUUACUAGUGUUCGGACGCGGAACUUUUCUGUACCAGAAGAUCUUUCUGCUUAUGAUGGAUUGGAAUUGCGUCUCAAAGGCGAUGGCCGUCGGUAUAAACUGAUCGUGCGCACCAGCACUGAUUGGGAUACUAUUGGUUAUACAGCCGGCUUCGACACUGUCAAAGGCCAAUGGCAGUCUGUUCGUGUGCCAUUUUCUUCUUUGAGGCCAAUAUUUCGAGCUCGAACUGUUGUAGAUGCCCCACCUUUUGACCCUACAAAUAUUGUGUCACUGCAGCUCAUGUUUAGCAAGUUUGAGUAUGAUGGGAAACUCAACCCAACUUUUGUAGAAGGUGCAUUUCAGCUUCCAUUAUCAAGUAUAAGGGCUUAUAUUAAAGAUCCCAUAACUCCCAGGUUUGUGCAUGUGAGUUCUGCUGGAGUCACACGACCUGAUAGGCCAGGGCUCGAUCUCAGCAAGCAACCUCCUGCCGUCCGAUUGAAUAAAGAAUUGGAUUUUAUUCUUACAUUCAAAUUGAAGGGAGAGGACUUAAUUCGAGAAAGUGGAAUUCCUUAUGCAAUUGUAAGACCUUGUGCGUUAACCGAGGAGCCCGCUGGUGCCGAUCUCAUUUUCGAUCAAGGAGAUAAUAUAACGGGAAAGAUAUCGAGGGAAGAGGUUGCUCGUAUUUGCAUCGCUGCUUUGGAAAGUCCGUAUACGUGUGACAAAACAUUCGAGGUUAAAAGUGUGAUUCCAUUUAGUGAGCCAUUCAGUGUGGACCCUGAGAAUCCCCCCCCGGAAAAGGACUACAAUAUUUACUUCAAAACCUUGAAGGAUGGUAUUACUGGGAAAGAACUCCUUGAGAAAAGCCCUGCUCCUGUUUGAAACAUGUAUUAUAGAGAGGAGGUAGAGUUCAUUUUUGGUACACCAAAUUUGGUAGGGGCUUUUAAAUGGAAGAUCUUGUCUGUAACUUUGUCUGUAACAGCCUUAUUACUUUCUAUGCAUUCACAGCCACUUCUGUAUAUCAGGAUUAUCAUUACUUAGUUAGCUAUUGUGGCCAUUUGGAAUCUGUUUUGCAUUGUUUACAAUAGCAACUCGUCUGUGAAAUCGUUGUCGAU
Cucurbita moschata (crookneck pumpkin) is the source of this 2138-nucleotide messenger RNA. RefSeq lists its product as uncharacterized. The record is from RefSeq and is a predicted model, not a curated record. Lineage: Eukaryota; Viridiplantae; Streptophyta; Magnoliopsida; Cucurbitales; Cucurbitaceae. Bases 115 to 1905 code for a protein of 596 amino acids. The transcript has 16 exons.